CCAGGUGCUCCCGGCAUGCCGUGCGGUGGCAGAGUUUGAAACGGUCUGCGUUCCCGGCUGCAAAAUGAGUGCCUCGCCGCUACCCCCGAUGUGGCAGCUCUACCAGCUCGAUACCCGCAUCUCUACCUUCCAGAACUGGCCUUUCACGGAGGACUGCGCCUGCACCCCGGAGCGGAUGGCUGAAGCUGGGUUCAUCCACUGCCCAAGUGAGAACGAGCCUGAUUUAGCUCAGUGCUUCUUCUGUUUCAAGGAACUAGAGGGCUGGGAACCAGAGGAUGAUCCUAUGUUGGAACAUAAAAAGCACUCAUCUAGUUGUGCCUUCAUCAGCAUUAAGAAGAAGAUUGAAGAUUUAACACUCAAUGAGUUCCUGAAACUGGACAAAGAAAGAGCCAAAAACAAGAUUGUAAAGGAGACCUCCCGGAAAAGAACUGAAUUUGAAGAGCAUGCAAAAGAAGUACGGCAUGACAUUGAGCAACUGGCUGCAUUGGAAUGACUCCUCUCUCCUUAAUAUCUUAUCCCACAGCUUAAUUGUUGUUUGUGAGACGUGUUCUCCAAAUAUUGGUGUGGAACUGCUUAAUGAUGCCUUACAACAGAAGAGAACUUUGGAAAUUUGAAGUUAGAUUUCAUCAGCUAUUUUUUGCUUGAAGAUGGUGCCAGAAGCAACUUGAUUCCGUCUUGCCCAGCUAGUGUUUAUGGCGUUGUGACUUCUGUCUUUUUUGAGCUAUUUUUAAAACUUUGGUAUUUUUAUAUUGCUGCCCCCUGGCCUUGCCAGGUGCUCGAUAAAGAUGUGGGUGAGAAGUAGAAGGGACUAACAGUACUGAAAUCAAUUUUUAUACAACUAUUCAUGACUCGUAAACUUUCUUAUAGCUAGUACUGUUAUAGUUACCAUUUGUUGUCCGAUUUUUUUAUCCCUGAAUCCUAGGAUUUGAGGGUGAAAAUGUUCUGUUUGUGGGUGAACAAAGGUAAAUAUACAAUUAGUUAAUUAAGGAUGCAGUGUUUUUAUACUUUGUAUAAUAAUACUUUGGAUUUAUAUUGUACUAUUUUUACAUUGUACACAAAGCAAUUUGAAUAUUAGUUCAUUUAUCACAAUGACCUUUUGAAGGUACUGUUGCCUUUGUUUUAUCCUAUCAGGAAUAUGAAUGCUUCCCACACGAGAUCUGAACGAAAUCACACUUAACAAAACCUUUGAAUGAUGCCAUGUGUUUUAAAAAUUAGCAGUCUGGCUAUUUGUAGCAAUAUCCAUUUUUUGUGUUAGUACUAGUAAAUACAUUUUAUAAUUCAACAAUCUCAAAUAUAGAGAAAUAAUGCCUUAAAAAAAAAAACCCAGCACUCGUCCUCUUAGUUGAUGUUUAUAAUUGAGUUUUUUCAAAUAGCUGUGGCAUUGUAAAAGGUAUGAAGAGUGUUGAACAGAGACUCCUGUUUCCAGGGCAAAGUAAAGCUGCUCUUCUGAUUUGCCUUCCUUUGAAAGAAGCUAAUUACAAUGAAAGAGCUGCACAACUUCCACAAAGUCAAAUUCUCAUAAUACCAAACAAGCCUUUUCCAGGGUCCUGGCACAAUGCUGUUCUUUUCCCCCUAGAAGAAUUCCCAAAGUACUUAUUCCUUUUCAUAGGAGUACAUCUGUGGAUGAUCGUGGCAAUGGUUGGUAUAGAAAACUUGAAAUAUGUUUAGGCUGCUUUAUGUUAUUGUUUCUAUUACCUUUUCAGUAAUGAUUAAAACUAAGCAGGUCAGUAUUCACCUGUCUUUCAAAUGGAGUAUAGUCACAUGGAUUUUUUUUUUUUAAACUCAGAACACAUGUUUUGUUAUAAGUCACAUUUUUAGAUUGGUACUCCCUCUCUGCAUCUCUAAGGUCAUAAAAUUCAUGGCACUUGGGUUCUGGUCACACUCUAAAGCUGCAGCAUCAACUGACAUUUGAAAACUCAGGGAUUUAUUAUUGUGGUAGAUAUAAGAUUAGAAAAAAAAUGAGCUAAAGUUCAUAUAGUAUAGCAGCUCAUAGCAUUGACAGAAAAAGAUUGGUGAAGUAAGAUACAUUUUCAACUCUGGCUACUUUUCUAUGGUAAGUCCUGCUUUCAACUUAACCUGCUCUGUUGAAUCAGUUGACAUUUAGAGUGUAAGCUGUUUGAGGGCAGGGACUAUGUCUUAUUUAUCUCCCCCAAUAUGUACCAGAGCAUUGGACACAGUAAGAGCUAAAUAGAUGCUUCUUGAAAGACCGCCAUUUUAAUUUAUUCUUACAGACUGGCAUGGGCUGAACUGUUAAACUGUUAAACCAAAACACUUAAAUAGCUCUUCAGGAAAAGUAAGUCAGAGAAGUUUUAAGUUUAGAUAGAUGUACUUAGCUGCUUUGCAUAAUUUAAAGAGGAAGUGAAAUAGAAGAUAAGGGCAAACUAAAUACAUUUCCACUCCUAUUUUUAAAACAUAGAGCAUCAUUCAGAGGUUUUGACGUGGCUUCAUUUUUCUGUAUUGUAAAUUUCCUAGGACAUUACAGACUCUUAUUUAAAAGUAAGCACAUUAUUCCAAAGCCUAUUUAAUGAACACCUAUGCAAACCUCUAAUGUGUGAAGAGAAAAGCCUUAUCUAACAGAAGUUGGCACUCUUAACGCUAAGAAAAACUUACCAAGAGGUCAGUGGAUUGUGUGCUUAUGGCCUUGGGGGUAGGCUAUUGUAUUUUUCUGGAGGAUAACUAGAAUCCCCUAAAAAUUGCUCAGUUGGUUAGCAUUGUGAAGACAUACCUGGUCUGUUUUAAGAAAUCUUUUGGUCUCAAAGAUGGAACAAUGCCAACCUUGCUUUCUCAGUAUUUUCAAUGUUGCUACAUUUCUCUAGAAUUGUCAUCUGGAUCAGUAAUGGGAGAGACAGUUUGUAGUAGCAUAGGCUUUUUUCAGCAUAAGUUAAUAAUCUAUUUCAUUUCACCCACCUUCAUGAAGUUCAACUGAAGAUUAGAUUGUUACAGUGCCACUGGAAAUCCGUGAGGAUAAUGUUAAUUUUUUCAGUGAAAUAGAAGACAUUUAACUUCCAAAUACUACUACAGACCUUUCUGAGUUUUCAAAAUCUUUUUCAGGCUGUUUCUGUGGUCCCAUCAUAGUCUCCUAAAUGAUCUUUUUCUGAUGCUACAAUUGAAACUUGAUUAAUUGUUCUGGCAGAGGAAGUGAACUGGCCUUGAUCUGUCCUGUAAGAACCAUGUAAGUUUCUGGACUGAUUUCUGUUAAUGCCAUUAGGACUUCUUCCUUGCAGAAAAUUAAUUGUGAAAAAUGUGCUCCAAAGUAAUUUGAGGAAGAAAAGGAAGAAAAACAUCGGUGAAACAUGUAAAAAAAAAAGUGAGAACAAGAGGAAGUUCAGAAGACAUGGAGAAAUAUUUUGUAACUAACAUGUUAAAGUUUAUGCAUACUUUAAAAGUUA
Messenger RNA from Vombatus ursinus (common wombat), 3389 nucleotides. RefSeq names its product baculoviral IAP repeat containing 5 (gene BIRC5). NCBI's taxonomy places the organism in Eukaryota, Metazoa, Chordata, Mammalia, Diprotodontia, Vombatidae. The record is from RefSeq and is a predicted model, not a curated record. Bases 65 to 493 code for a protein of 142 amino acids. The transcript has 4 exons.